Clupea harengus (Atlantic herring) is the source of this 2955-nucleotide messenger RNA. RefSeq names its product transmembrane and coiled-coil domain family 1a (gene tmcc1a). The record is from RefSeq and is a predicted model, not a curated record. Gene Ontology annotation, cellular component: endomembrane system. NCBI's taxonomy places the organism in Eukaryota, Metazoa, Chordata, Actinopteri, Clupeiformes, Clupeidae.
CUACAGCGACAGAAGGGUCGUGAACACACGUUUCAAGCACGUCAUCACGGGAGAUCCAGCCAAAGCAUUGGACGGACCAGCGGCGAAUUCUCCGUGAAAGCUAAGGCCCGGCUGAUCUUGUUACAGACUGAUGUGACGCAGGCGUGUCUGGCAGUGUCCCCCAUGAAGAAAGGGGCCAGCCUCCCGAACCACCGGCCCAAGCCAGGGGCUCCCGCCACGGCCGCUGACAUGACGGACGGUCCCCCUAUGCAGAGGAGCAGCCCUCUGCACGGCCGGCGCCACUUCACCAUGAGUGCCCUGACCGCUUCACACGAUGCACAUCAGCAGCCGAGAUGUCGGCCACGCUCCUCCUCUACGGAUGGCGGCAUCCCCAUGGACACCUCUCUCAGCUCAGGGUACCAGUCUACGGAGGAGACAGAACGGAUCGAGAGGUUGGAUGGGGGUGUUCAGGCGGCCCUUGCGGGUGCAGGCGAGAUCUCGGAUGAGGCUCUGGACCCUCAGCGCCUGCGGCAGGUGAUCGCGCAGCUGCAGCAGAAGAUCCUGAAGCUCACCGAGCAGCUGCGCAUCGAGCAGACGGUACGCGAUGAAAAUGUGGCCGAGUACCUCAAGCUGGCCAACAACAGCAGCGACAAGCAACAGAGCGUGCGCAUCAAGCAGGUGUUUGAGAAGAAAAACCAGAAGUCUGCCGGAAGCAUCGCUCAGCUGCAGAGGAAGCUGGAGCACUACCACCGGCGUCUGCGCGAGGCAGAGCAGGGCGGGGCCGGGGCCGCGGCGCGGCAGCCCAAGGCGGUGCUGCGCGACAUGCAGCAGGGCCUGCGGGACGUGGGGGCCCGCGUGUCCGAGUUCAGCGAGGGAGUGGUAGACAGCGUGCGCGGCGGCAUCUCCAGCAUCCAGCAAGUCACCCACCAGGCGGCCGCCAGGCCCCGCGAGAUUGCAACCCUCCUGCUGGCCUCCCGCAACCGCACCGGCAGCACCGACAACCUCCACCAGCAGGCCGGGGUGGAUAUCGAAACCAACGGUGAAGAAGGAGUGCUGGGUGGCAGUGGACGCUUUCAAGCAAGCCCAAAGUACGGCAGCGAGGAAGACUGCUCAAGUGGCACCUCAGGCUCGGCUGGGGCCAACAGCACCACCGGGGGAGCUCCGGGGGGCCCUCCUAGUUCCAAGGGAAACACUUUGGAGCGGGGCCAAAACGGUAGCUUUGACAUGCUGUUGCAGGAGGUGCAGGAGUUGAGGGAGGCGCAGGGCAGAAUGGAGGAGGCGCUGGAGGGGCUGAAGAGCCACUACACCCGAGACUACACGCUCAUAAUGCAGGGGCUCCAGGAGGAGAGGUUCAGGUGUGAGCGACUUGAGGAGCAGUUGAAUGACCUGACAGAACUUCAUCAGAAUGAGAUCUUAAACCUGAAACAGGAGCUGGCCAGCAUGGAGGAGAAGAUUGCAUAUCAGUCCAAUGAGAGAGCCAGAGACAUACAGGAGGCGCUGGAGGCCUGUCAGACGCGGGUGUCCAAGAUGGAGCUGCAGCAGCAGCAGGUGGUGCAGCUGGAGGGCCUGGAGAGUGGGGCGGCCGCGCGCACCCUGCUGGGCAAGCUGAUCAGCGUGCUGUUGGCCCUCAUGGCAGUGCUGCUAGUGUUCGUGUCCGCCUUGGCCAACUGCGUGGUGCCGCUCAUGAAGACUCGGGGACGCUCCCUGUCCACCCUGCUCUUCCUCCUGCUCCUCGCCUUCCUCUGGAGAAACUGGGAUGUGCUGGCUGGACAAACCCAGGCCCGUGUCCACAUACCCAGUUGAUGUUUGACUUACCUGACGGUCACGUUACAGCAGCCAGUCAGAUGUUAGGGGUGGUCAUCUGACUGGCACCUCAUUGGCCAGUGGUGGCCUUCAUAGUGUCCACUUCUCUGUGAAGACACUGGACCUGAAGAAGACGGGGGCCGAGUGUUUUAGACCCAUCUAGCUGAGUUUGCAAAUCUGUUUACACCUGAAGGAGGCAAAACUAGUUUCCUCCUCUGGCACAUGCAGUGCUUCACUGCUUAUAUUUUCUUAAUUUAAUGUAGAUUAUACUUUCAUUGUAAUUAUUCCUAAUAUAAUUAUUUUAUUAUUAUUUUAUGAUAAUUUUAUUCAGUUCAAUGUAGCAUGAAGCUUCUGUCAAAAAAAAACAUUUGAAAGGACAUCUUAUUCCUCAGUGCCUUACCGCCAGAGAUGAAUUUGAUUGGCUGCCUUCGUGGGGAGUUGUGCCUUUCAGCCUUGAUUGACAGCAAUAGCUGACCUUCCUCCCUGUGUGCACUGCCCUAAAUAAUGAGAUGAGAGAGGGACCCUCUCUGGACUUUGCUUGCAGGAUUGAAUAGAUAAAUAGACAUGCAAUACUUGAAUGAAGUGUCAUUUUGGGGGGAGGGGGGUACCCUGAUUCAACUCCUUUCCAAAUCUUUGAAGUAAAGCAGAUUUUUAUCAAGAAUGAAAUAUUUUGAAGAAUGUUCUUAAUUUAUAGUGAUGCAUCCAUCUGGUUGGUGUGGUCAGUUACAAAGAGUAGAACAGACACGCGCCACACUCGCUGUUACAGACAUGGGCACGCCGAGGACGCAUGUAUGAGAUCCAGAACGUACAUCUUUAUGUUGAUGGCCUGCUUUCUGUCUGAGGAUUGGGAUGUGCGCUUGGACCGGAGCAGCCUUAGCGACACACUUAAUACAUCACACUCUAGAUAUUAAACGUUGAAGACACACCUACUGUUGGUAUGUUGGCAGCAAGCUCAACACCAAUCUCUGUGGAUAACUUUGAUCUUCCAAUCCUUGGUUUGAGUUGAUGCUAGUGUGUUGACUGUGUUAGCAAAGCACCCUUUGUCUGUCUGCACUGCACUUUACCAGUUCAGUCUGUGCGUUGCGCUGUCACAUCACAUACAGACAACCGUGCAUUUUGAUGGCUUUUUCUGAAUGUUUAUGGGAGGAAUAAAGAGUAUCCCUGACUACUUCA